UGUGUGUGUGUGUGUGUGUCAUAGGUGUGUGUAUGAGCAUGCAUGAAUGGAGAGCCUGGCUUGUUCCUGGCUGUCACAAAUUGCAUAAGGUCCCUACGAAGUGAGUCAAGUUUCCAGUGGGGCGUCACUCCUCUUUGUGAAGGCCAAUCCCCGCCUGUUUCCAUGACAAACAAAGACGGAAAGGACUCGGGGUUUUCCGGUCAGAGUCGGAAUCAGACCCGAGAGCCCCUGACUGUUACGCGCGACAGACAUCUAUCAGGUCGCUGGCUUGCGGAUUCCGAUUGUUUACAACCAAUCAAACAAUUAAGAAAGAAAGUAGCCUCCUGCUGAGAUGGACACCGCUGAUCAGCUCGCGUCUGUGGGGACAUUUCAAGUGCUAAAAUUACCUCUGGGAUUUAUCCGUGUCUUGGAAUGGCUCUUUGCCAUUUUUGCGUUUGCAACAUGUGGGGGCUACUCUGGGCAGCUGCGGGUUAGUGUGGACUGCAUGGAGAAGGCCAGCAGCAACCUCAGCAUCGGCAUCGAUUUUGCGUAUCCUUUCAGGUUGCACCAGGUGUCCUUUGAAGCGCCCGUGUGUGAGGGCAUUAGGAGGGAGCGCGUAUUCCUCAUUGGAGACUAUUCAUCCUCUGCAGAGUUCUUCGUCACCAUCGCGGUCUUUGCCUUCCUGUAUUCCCUCAUGGCCACCAUUGUCUACAUCUUCUUUCAGAACAAGUACCGUGAAAACAACCGAGGACCGCUCAUUGACUUUAUAGUGACAGUGGUGUUCUCCUUCCUGUGGCUGGUCAGUUCCUCUGCUUGGGCCAAGGCCCUGUCUGAUGUGAAAGUGGCCACUGAUCCAGAUGAGGUGCAGCUCCUAAUCUCUGCCUGCAAAGUCCAGACCAACAAGUGUGACUCUCUGCAUGGACCACGCUGGUCCGGGCUCAACACUUCAGUGGUUUUUGGGUUUCUCAACUUUGUCCUAUGGGCUGGAAACAUCUGGUUUGUCUUUAAGGAGACUGGUUGGCACAAGGGUGCAUCAAGGUUAGCAGGCGGAGCCUCUGAGAAACAGUCCGGCACCUUUACCCAGCAGCCCUACAACCAGGGAAGCUUUGACCAGUCAGGGAGCUACAGCACCCAGGGAAACCUUGGCCAGCUGUCUGAGUAUAGCCAGGUGGGAGGGCCCACCUCUUACUCCAAUCAAAUGUAGCUGCCUUUUCGUUUUGUGAGGGGCACUUCUGCAUUUUCAAGCAUGGCAAUCAGGGGCUGAUAAGAAAGGAGGAAAGUGAACGAUUAAAGGGUCACUUCUGUAUUUUCUAACUGGAUUGAAAUUGGUCCAGUUUUGAGCUAGUGCGCUGCACUCUGCAGCAGCGAGACAGGGCUAUAACGUAAUCCUUGCGGGCAGUUGUGCAAGUGUUAUUGUGUGACUUUGGUGUUUUAAAGGGUUUAAAAGAACAAAGUCGAACAUUAACACAAACUAACCAAUUGAUGCAGCAGAACACCAGAGAAGUAGAAUUUAUAUUUUUGUCAAGGGAGUCUGGUGGCUGUGAUGAGACUGAUAUAACAACUUACUCUUAAAAACUAGUUCUAUCUCUGUAUGCAUCCUUCCACAAUGUUGUCAGACACAAUCUGAGCCGGUCAGCGGCAAAAACAAGCACUUUAGCGGAUGUACUUUGACUGGGUGCAAUUGCCUGAAAGGAUUAUGUUGCAGCCUUGUCUCACUGCUGUUGACUGCAGAUCACUCUUUUAAUACUGGACCAAUUUCAAAAAAUAUUGUCCACAAUUAGUCACAUAGACAUAAAAACUUUCAUUCUCUGCUCAAUUUGUCAUCAAUUUGUUUGUGUAAAAAAAGAUGGUAAUAAAAAAGGCAUCAAAGGUUUCAAAGUACACUCUUUGUAGAUAAAAGUAUUGUGUAUUGUACAAAAUUACUAGAUAUAGUCUUUUACUCCUUCUCUGUCAGAGGUGUUGUUUGCUGAAUGUUGUAUUUCUUGUAGUUUGAAACAUAUAAGUUACAGUUUCUCUCUGCGCUUGGUAAUUGACAUUCACUGUUACGACUGGAUGUCUUUUUAAAACUGGUGUGCACUAUCGUGGAAGGAAAAAAGUGCUCUAUGUUUGUAUAAUUCUCAAGUUUCUGAAAUGGUGUCAACUAAGUGCAUGAUGUGGUAUGUGUGCUAAUAUGCUCUCUGUGAAACUA
Micropterus salmoides (largemouth bass) is the source of this 2167-nucleotide messenger RNA. Its product is annotated as synaptoporin. The transcript is spliced from 7 exons. Bases 332 to 1183 code for a protein of 283 amino acids. Lineage: Eukaryota; Metazoa; Chordata; Actinopteri; Centrarchiformes; Centrarchidae. The record is from RefSeq and is a predicted model, not a curated record. Gene Ontology annotation, cellular component: synaptic vesicle membrane; synaptic vesicle.